AUGAAGAAGUUCUUAAAGACCUCGAACCUUGGUCCUGCCAGGUGUGAGGUCACAAGGAUAGUGCGGCAGCUGUGUGGCGGUGAUGCGACAGGAAGUAGAUAUGAACGUGUGUCUGGAGCGAAGAACGCUCAACUGCACUGCAUCUCGGGAGGUAGCCCACGGCAGCCCAGCACACCGCAGUUACUGAGGAUCCUCGAAGAGACGAUACAGAAAAAAAUUCCGAAAACUCUAUACCAAAAGCCCUCGACUGGAAACAACGUGGAUAGAUUCAGACUAGCAUUAAACAUCCCCGAACAGACAGCUGAGCGACUGUUCCAGUAUCGCACCAAGUUUGUGCAGCACAUGCUCGCUAGUCCUAUGUAUGCUAACUGCGAGAUUGGUAAGCCCUGGGAAAUCAUUGGCAGUAUCUCCGAGCAACUAAUUGACGAUUUAUUAAGUCAAUGCGCCAAGGAAAUGCAACUUCAAAACGUAGUGCAGGAACUUUACAAAGUCGAAACUCGUUAA
Molecule: messenger RNA, 504 nt
Organism: Diatraea saccharalis (sugarcane borer)
Lineage: Eukaryota; Metazoa; Arthropoda; Insecta; Lepidoptera; Crambidae
Source: the annotation of a GenBank genome assembly